Messenger RNA from Anopheles gambiae (African malaria mosquito), 6420 nucleotides. RefSeq lists its product as uncharacterized. Gene Ontology annotation, molecular function: sugar transmembrane transporter activity. Bases 3392 to 6262 code for a protein of 956 amino acids. Gene Ontology annotation, biological process: transmembrane transport; carbohydrate transport. The record is from RefSeq and is a predicted model, not a curated record. Gene Ontology annotation, cellular component: membrane. Lineage: Eukaryota; Metazoa; Arthropoda; Insecta; Diptera; Culicidae. The transcript is spliced from 11 exons.
ACGUACACUCACGAACUGUCAAACUGUGAAAGAAAGUCGUUUACCAGUUGUCGGCUGUUGGCAACAAAAACAAUCUCUGCACAAUGCAAACGUAAACAUUGGUCUCGCCGUCUAUAAGUGAAAGUACUGACAGUUUUUAUCCUUCCUUCGGGUAAUAGUUGCACCAUAGAUGAAAGAGUGAUGUGAUAGCACUUGCGGCACUAGCAAACGGUAACGGAAUGUGCGUACGAUCUGGGCUGCAAUGCUGCAAUUAGUGUUGUCUAGUCAAAUGGACUACGGUUUUUGUUGCUGUAUUGGUGACUGUGUGUGCGCGUGCAGCAGUUGGAGCGAGUGAGACGGCAAGAUGUAAUUUAGAUCAACGCAUACUGAAGACAUACCCUAGCGCAGCAGAACGCAGCCCGCUCGAUGACGUCACAGCACGACGACACGCACGACCCUUCCAACGGACUUCCACCGAACUUCCCCAUUAUCUUUUCAACAUGCUAGAUACUGGAUAGAGUCUCGCACCUCACUUCUCCUAUUUUACUCUAGUAUCCAACCUUCCCUCCUCAAUCCUCUCUCCUCCUCCCUAUCCUAUGUAACUCUCUAUAUCCGUCUCUCUUUAUCUCCUUCUCUUUCUAUCUCUAUCUAUCUCUUUCUCUCUUGGCACCCUUUUCCAUGCGCAAACAUACCCCAGCGACAACGUGAGUGACUCCGUGUGGCCGCGCAACCCGGGGGGUGCAGCGGAACCUUGCCAGCGUUCUCUUCAGUUCUCGCGGCGCUCUCGCAACCGAUUCCAACGCUCCAAAGCCGCCGUCUUUGCCGUACUUCGCUUGCGUAUAUGUGCGCGUUGCGUGUAUACGCGAGAAGACUGAAAAAACGCACUGAGAAUACGCGAGAGCAAAGCGCAAUUGCGGCCGCGUGUACUUGGAGCGCCACAGCCAGACGGCGGCGGUGGCCGGCUGCGUGUAGUAGUACUCAGUCACACUCGCUGGGAGAAGGUUUUUUUAGUCCACAAACGAUAGAGAAACGGUGCGGAUAUAGCUCCCGCUUGCGCGUGCGGUUCCGCGAUCCACACAACCCUAUGCCCUGUGCGUGCAAAGUUCGCAGAGUGAAACGCACAGAAUCGACGGGAAAGUGCAAGUGGGAAACCAAGAGAAGCGUGAGAGUGUGAGUGUGUGUUAGAGAAAGGGAAACCGUGCAUUGAAAGGUGUUCUUAUAACCAGCACAAACCCACCCAACAACCAUGUGCUCGGCAGCCUCUAAUCGGCCUCCAUAAGCUUCGCGGUUGGUGCAGCAGUGGGACUUAGCUGAUCAUUAGCAACUGCGAAAAAGAGCAGAAAAGAGUAAUCAAGCAGUGUACGCACACCGACACAAACGCCACAAGUUCUUGCGCGUGUUCAUGAUCAACAGUUGCGCGAUUGUUGCCUUUUACACUUGCUCUGCUAACAACAGUGACCGAGAAACAGAAAACAAAACGUCCAAACAUCGUUGCAGUCCGGCCGCAAAGAUCCUCGAGCCCACGAGAGGAGCAGAUAGUGUGGCAGCAAAACGUAAACAAAAAACAACCUCCUCAUGUUCUCACAACCAUACGCACACACAUGCAAAGAGGGACAAGCGAUACGGGAAAAUGAGGGAGGAGGUAAAUAAUGUUAAAAAAUACCACACAUCAUCUUCAUUAGCGGCCGUCGAGAGGAGCAAGAUUAUCAGCGGCAGCAGUCGUUGGUCGUAGUAUCACUCCAGCACCCAUUCCGAGGCGCGACGGGAACGGGUUGUGUGGGUAAUGAGCGGUGGUGGUGGUGGUGGUAGUGCGGCUGCGGUUUGGCUACAUCUGUCCCUGCACGGUCGCGUACGAUCGCAGUCGGCAUCCGUCCUUCGAGCGGCCACGAUCGCGAUCAUCAUUCAGCGCAAGAGUUCGGGGUUCGUUCCAAUUACGCGGUUUAAGUGCUCCAGUAAGCAGUGUAGGAAGAAACUAAAGUUUAAUGCCGUUUGCGUGAACGUUACUGUAGUUUUCCGGGAGUGUUAUACCGGCAAACACUCAGCACGAUCGAUUGAGCGACGCACAAAAUUCAGAGAGAGAGACACACGCACACAGUGAAUGAUUAAUUCUUUGUUUACCUUUUCUGUUCACCCCCUGGGGUCACCCCCUCAGUGCAAUCGGAACUGCAGUGCGUGCCGUACCGUGCCGUGCGUGCAAUCGUCCUCCUCGGCAAGCGGCUACGCACGUAUGCGUUACGGCUUCUCGCCCACGGCUCGAUCGUGAGUAAGCAGCACGCACGUCGGUUCGGUCGAGUCGGUCGGUUCGGUUUCGCUCUCACGACGCCCUCUCACAUAACACAGAAAAAGGCCGGCUCACGCGCGGUUUCAACGCGGUGAGCAAACGCAACAGCAGUACGUCGCCUCCGUCUGAUUUGGAACCGAGUCCGGUACCGUCGGCACCCUCAGUCUCGUUUUCAAACUCGGAGACCAAAGGUGACGAACGCUCCCGAGUGUGUGUGUUGGCGCACUCGUCUCUGAAAAGUCGUCAAAUACGCACGACGCACGCACAAUUGUGCGACUGAAAGGGGGUUGGUUCACUGUUUGAAAUUUAGAGAAACCGUCUAUCACUGUUCAACCCAGCAAGCCCAAAAGUGAAAGUGAAAGUGAAAUUUGGCCACCAAGAGGAAGCAGUUUUGGGGGCAGUGCUCGGACGAUAAGCAACUCCAAGAACCAACCCUGAAAAGUCGACCACCAGGCGUCACGUGCGUGAGCGCAGCUGAAGAAUCUUAUAUGUGCGUGCAACAACGGUUCGCGUUGCACCAGUGUGUUGUUGCAUAAUUUUGAACGCUUGCAACCAGUAACACACACUCAUACGUGGCAACCUCGUCCUCGUUUUCUACGAAACCGAAACCGCCAAAAGGGCACCGGCAGGGUAAGGUGAUGUAGAAAACGGCUGCCAGCCAGCCAGCCAGCUCGGUGCAUCGGUUUGAUGGUGGCAAACCGAAAAUAGCGGACAGAAAAAGUUUUGGCGAAAAAUAAAAAAUAAACUACGUUGGCAAAUUGGUGUCAACCCCACAAAGAGUGUUCGAGUGUGUGGCUGUGAGUAGUGAAAGUGUUUUUUUUUGUUAUUUGGGGUUGAAAGUUUGAAACUACUCAAGCUGGAUUUGGAAAAUCCCCAGCAGUACUAGCUGAAAAUUAUCCUCCCAAGAAAAGGAGUUUUUGUUGGAGAGCUGCCAGUUGUCUGCAUUUGAUCCGGAACAAGGUUCCGGAAUGUGAAGCAGUGUAGAGUGUCGAUAGUUCCUUUGUCGCUCAAUUUAAGGCUUAUAAUUGAAGUGUCAAGUACUUCGAACGUUGUUCAACGAGUGAUAAACGGGUGUGUUUGUGUGUGUGUUUUGUAAUUUCCUUCCACUUGGCGUCGAGCACAGCAGCAAAAAUGGUUGCAAAAGGCGUCCGAAAUCAGUACCUAGCGACGUACUGUGCGAAUCUCGCCACACUGAUCUAUGGUCUGUCGAUAGGAUGGCUUUCGCCCAACCUGAUCCUGAUGUCGUCGGACGACUCGCCGCUGACGACGGGCAAAAUCACCAGCGAGGAGCAGGGCACGGUUGGUUCCAUUGGUACGAUCGGCUGCAUGCUGGCUCCGCUUGUCUGCGGCUGGGUGGCCGAAAUUGCUGGCCGAAAGUCCGCCCUGAUGCUGAUCGGUGUGACGCAGCUGGUUAGCUGGGCCGUGAUGCCGUUCGCCACCAAUCUGUCCGUCAUCUAUGCGUCCCGCAUCUUUGGUGGAUUUGCCGGAGGCGGAACCAUGUCUAUAGUGCCAUUGUUUGUGUCGGAGAUAUCGGAGGAUAGAAUACGAGGAACGCUCGGGACGAUGCUCGCCAUAUCGUGCAACGUUGGUAUCCUGCUAGGCUUCAUCAUAUCUCACUAUGUAAACUACUGGGCCGUCACAUACCUGGCACUGCUACUAUGCGUCGUUUAUUCGCUUGGUUGCUGCUUCUUGCCAGAAUCUCCACAGUAUCUGUUCAUCAAGAAGAAGAAAGAGAAAGCUAUAAAGGCCCUGCGAUUCUACCGCGGCGAGGAAGCCGAAAGUGAAACAUCACAGUUUACCGCCGAAGUGGCCCGCUUUAAGGACAUCCACAACGUUGGUACACCGAAAAAGAAGGACUCCAACCAGAUUCACAUCAAAGACUUCCUGACACGAUCGCGCUGGAAGCCAAUCCUGAUCUGUGUGAUUGUGAUCAUGUUCCCAGCCGGUUCCGGUUCCAUACCGCUAAUGACGUACACGGAAAGGAUCUUCCAGGAGUCUCACUCAAACCUCAGCCCGGCCAUAUCCUCGAUCGUGGUGGCGAUGCUGCAGCUCAUCGGUUCGUACGUCUCGACUAUGACGGUCGAAAAUGCGGGCCGCCGGGUGCUGCUGGUCGUAUCGACGCUCGGUUGCGCCGUCUGCACCACCACGAUGGGCACAUACACCUUCCUGCAAGCGAUGCGCGUCGAGGUGGACUGGUUCCGGUGGGUGCCGGUCGCCAGCAUGUCUGCGCUAGUCUUCAUCAAUGCCAUCGGCAUCGGUAUUGUGCCAUUCAUUAUCAUGACCGAAAUCCUCGAUCCGAAGAUCCGCGGCUCGGUCGUCACCUUUUGUCUGCUGGAGUUUUCCGGCGUCGCGUACCUAGUCGUCAAGUACUUCCCGAUCGCGGUUGAGCAGCUCGGGAUGCACUCGUGCAUGUGGUUCUUCUCCUGCUGCUGCGUCGCGUCCGCCACCUUCGUCCUCACCUGUAUGCCGGAGACGAAGGGCAAGAGCUUCGAGCAGAUCUCCGAAUCUCUGAAUGGUGGCAAGAAGUCCGGCCACAAGGAUGUCGCUCCGACGGCCGUCCGUAAACAAUGCAGGUUUGCAGUCGCAAUGGAGCAGGAGCAGCAAGGUCCGCCCGAACGUGCGAGUAUUUGGGCACGGAAAAACCUUAACCAGGUGCUGGCAGUGAUCCGAAUUCACAUCAUCACCGCCAGCUAUGGAGUGACUGUUGGAUGGCCUGCACCGAUUAUCCCACUACUGCGUUCUCCGGAGACUCCGCUACCGAGUGGACCGGUGACGGUGGAUGAAGCAUCAUGGAUUGGUUCGACACUGUGCAUAGGUGGCACAAUCGGAACGAUUCUCUUUGCCAUCAUUCAUACGUAUUUCGGGAAGAAGAUAGCACUUCUACUUACCUCCGUACCACACAUCAUCCUGUGGACGUUGAUCCUCGUCGGGGACAACGUGUGGUACAUCUAUGGGGCACGCUUUUGCAGUGGACUGACCGGCGGUGGUGUGGUCAGUGUUGUUCCGCUUUACAUCGCCGACAUUGCGGAUAAGAAGAUUCGCGGCACUUUGGGAUCACUCACGAUUAUUUUCAUCAACAUUGGACUGGUGUUCAUCUACGCAGCCGGAAACUAUCUCCCUUACGAUCUCAUUCCAAAGAUUAUGCUCGUGUCUCCGGUAGCGUUCAUUGUGCUGGUGAGCUUCCUGCCCGAAACCCCCUACUGCUUGCUAAAGAAGGGGCGUCUACUUGAGGCGGAACGAUCGCUCAUGUUCUACCGUAACAUCUCCGACCAGCAAUAUCAGACGGCCGAGUUUACGACGGAGUUUGACGAGCUGAAAAGCUUCGUCCACACGCAAUCGACUCAGUCGCGAAUCUGUUGGGCGGAUUUUACUACACCGGAAGCAAAGCGAGGACUCUUUAUUGGCGUGUUUGUGAUGGCCCUAAACCAGUUUAGUGGCAUCUUUGCUAUCCUUACGUACGCUGGUACAAUCCUUCAGAUGUCCGGUACUGGCAUUGAUCCUAAUGUGGCACUUGUGCUUGUUGCCAUCCUUAAUAUCUGCGGCAAUCUUACUUCAUUUGCCAUCAUCGAUCGUGCUGGUCGGAAAAUAAUGCUACUGCUCUCUGCCACCGGUGUCGGUUUGGCAUUGGCCGUACUUGGUGCCCACUCGUAUCUGCUCACGAUCGGCUACGACCUGCAGGGUGCCGAGUGGUUGCCCGUGUUGGCACUGGCGCUUACACUGUUCCUGGGCGCUAUUGGCAUAACGAAUAUCCCUUUCUUCAUCGUCCCCGAAGUGAUGCCGCCGAAGCUUCGUAGCAUCGGAAGUACUAUCAGCGGGACACUUCUUUGCAUGUUUGCGUUCGUCACCGUGAAGCUGUACCCGAUCAUGAUGGUGAACAUCCAUAUCUACGGGACGGUGUGGAUAUCGUCCGGAGUCUGUGCGAUCGCUGUAGUAAUUAUCAUCUUUCUGAUACCGGAAACAAAGGGCAAAAACUUGAACGUACAAAGUGACAGUAAAAAGUGAUUCUGCCUUACGACGAUUGGAGCAUAGUACAAAUAAUAUAACUUCUUUAUCUACAUGAGAUUAAAACUGUUAAUCUAAAUAAAACUUAAUUUAGAAAUGUAAAUGUUCCAUUCUCAUUCACUAGAUCUAUUAAAUAAAUCACACCCCCUUAGUAAAAA